Nicotiana attenuata is the source of this 2306-nucleotide messenger RNA. RefSeq names its product pentatricopeptide repeat-containing protein At5g16420, mitochondrial. Gene Ontology annotation, molecular function: protein binding. The record is from RefSeq and is a predicted model, not a curated record. NCBI's taxonomy places the organism in Eukaryota, Viridiplantae, Streptophyta, Magnoliopsida, Solanales, Solanaceae. The transcript has a single exon. The coding region runs from base 132 to 1811 and encodes 559 amino acids.
AAAGAACGAGGCGGGUAAGAGUAAUUUUAAAAAUAUUAGAGGGAAGAAAUGUACAGGCAAGAAGUUUGUAGCGGAGCGACGGGUAGACACAGAAGCCAACAUCGAAACAUCGUAUUGUCCGAGUUUUCUCCAUGUUAAUUUCCCCAAAGGUUUCCGGUCACCGACGGUGGGUCUACAUCACAUUUCUCAACUCAAACAACUUCAGGCACUUCCUCUCAACCACCGCCGACACCACCGCCGCCGACCCGUUUAACACCCACCCGUCAUACCAGCACCUCUCUACCAUCAAAUCCAAAUCGGAACUCCUCCAGUCCUACACUGUCACACCCCCCAUCAAACCCUGGCCCCGAUACCUCUCCCCUAAAACACUCAUUACACUCAUCAAAUCCCAGCAUGAUCCAAACCUUUCCCUCCAAAUUUUCCACCAUGCUGGCAACUUCCACCCUGGUUUUUCCCAUAAUUACGAAACCUACCACUCCAUCAUCAACAAACUCUGCCGUGCGCGCGCGUUUGAUGAAGCAGAGACCCUUUUAACCGAAUUGCAAAAGUCCAGCAUCCAAUGUGGGGAAGGUUUGUUUAUUACUAUGAUUCGGAACUAUGGGAUUGCUAGUAAGCCCAAAUUGGCCCUUAAGACCUUUCUGCGUAUUGAAAAAUUUGGAAUUCAGAGGUCAAUUAGGUCAUUUAACGCUUUGUUGAAUGCUUUAGUACAAAACAAAGAGUAUGAUUUGGUUUACGCUAUUUUUAAGAAUUGCCAGAAAAAGUUGGAUAUAAUGCCCAGUGUGUUUACUUGUAAUAUCUUGUUGAACGCUUUGUGUAAGAAAGGCGAUAUUGAUAGUGCGAUUCGAGUUCUUGAUGAGAUGCCUGUGAUGGGAAUAGUUCCCAAUGUGGUGAGCUACACAACCAUUUUGGGUUGUUAUGUAUCAAUUGAUGAUUUAGUGGGGGCCAAGAGGAUGUUUGAUGAAAUUGUGGACAGAGGUUGGUUGCCUGAUGCAACGACAUACACUAUCUUGAUGCAUGGAUUUGCUAAGCAAGGGAAGUUGAUUGAUGCAGUUAAGAUAAUGGAUGAGAUGGAGGAGAAUGGUGUUGGGCCGAAUGAAGUGACGUAUGGAGUGAUGAUCGAGGCAUUUUGCAAGGAAAAGAAGUCCGGUGAAGCAGUUAAUUUGCUUAAUGAUAUGCUGGAUAAGAGGUACAUACCAAGCUCAACACUUUGCUGUAAGGUGAUUGAUGUCUUGUGUGAAGAGGGAAAGGUUGAGGAGGCGUGUGAUUUGUGGAAGAAAUUGUUGGUAAAGAAUUGUACUCCAGAUAAUGCUAUAUCGAGCACACUUAUUCACUGGCUUUGUAAGAAGGGAAAGAUUCGGGAAGCAAGGAAAUUGUUUGACGAGUUUGAGAAGGGUACGAGUCCUAGUGUUUUGACAUAUAACAUGCUAAUUGCAGGGAUGUGUGAGAGAGGAGAGCUGCAUGAAGCCGGGAGGUUGUGGGAUGACAUGGUGGACAAGGGUUGCAUUCCCAAUGCUUUUACUUACAACAUGUUGAUCAAUGGUUUUUGCAAAGCUGGAAAUGCAAAGGAAGGCAUUAGAAUUCUAGAAGAGAUGCUUGAAAAAGGGUGUCUCCCAAACAAAUCUACUUAUUCCAUCUUAAUCAAGGUGCUUCUUGACUCUGAAUGCGAGGCAGAAGUUUUAAGGGUGCUUCCACUGGCUGCUUCAGGUGAUGUCGAUCUUGAAACUUGGGGAAUCCUUGUGGCAAAGUUUGUUACUGAUCUUCGUAAUGUAUGUUCCAUUUUGGAUAAGAUUUUGCUUGACAAUGAUACAUAAAGGUUUGUUCUGAUGCUCUUCGUGCCCAUCAUCUGAUUCUAAUGUGGGAGCAAGCAUGGUUCACAAAAGAAUUAUUGUCUCAUUAAUGAGAGUAUUGGUGAUUCAGUGAUUGUCUCGGUGCCUGGUUCAAGAAGGUACAAGCUCCCCUAUGCAAACAUUUUUGAAGUUCAUGAGAACCUUGACAUUGUUAGGACACCAACUUUGGAGCCAUUUCUGGAAGAAGACGGGAAAAUGAACAUGUGAAGCAUGGGAUAUGCUGUUUGAUGACGGCAUAAAAAGAGUCAAAGAAGUAAGAAGUGAUGUUUUUAACUUUUUAUACAGCUCUAGACUUCUUGUAUUAUAUUACUGUGAGAUGGAUUAGGUUAUGAUGACUAUGACUCUAAAUUAUGGCAUUGUCUUAUUGUGAAUUGUUCCAUAUUCUGUGUAAAGGAAGGGAUGCAUACUUGGAGAAUCGAUCCCCUAACUCUUCACAUAAAUGUUCAGUUGUUCACAAUA